Molecule: messenger RNA, 411 nt
Organism: Vanrija pseudolonga
Lineage: Eukaryota; Fungi; Basidiomycota; Tremellomycetes; Trichosporonales; Trichosporonaceae
Exons: 1
Coding region: 1-411 (136 amino acids)
Source: RefSeq, a predicted model, not a curated record
AUGUCCGCAAACCCUCUACGAUGGCUGCGGCGCGACGAGCCGUCGGUCGACUGGGCGCUCGUGCACCAGCUCGUCAACACGGGCGUGGAGCCAGACAUGGCCAUCUCGAUCAUUGAGCGCGCGCAGAACGACGUCGGGCUGCUCGCCGAGCUCAUCGCGCACGAGCGGCACAGCGUUGCACCGGCGCCCGCGGAGGAGGCCAGCAAGCCCAAGGACACCGGGCUGAGGGCCAAGGCCGCCGCCGUGCUCCGUCCCCGCGCGUGGUCUGGCGCCAGCGCCACCUCGCGGCCCAGCCUGGAAUCCGAGUCGACGACAGCACCGAGCCCCGUGCCCGUUAUCCGCGUGGACGACUGCCGUAUCUGCACCGAGGAGGAGUUGUCCGAGCGCGCCGAAGGGCUGAGAGCCCAGUAG